AUGUCAGUGGUGGAGGAUGACGAUGUACCUGCUUUAUCGGCGGAAACUUUUUUGGUCCUGCAGGACUUUUACAACGAACAGGCCGAGAAGGACAAGAGGUUGAAACAAGCAGUGGAUGAUAACUUGUUGGAUAGCGUCGAAAUUGAGGAAGAUUGGCAAUUGAGUCAGUUUUGGUAUGAUGAUAACACAAUUAACACUCUUGCUCAUAUAGCAUUAAAAACUAUUGGGCCUUUGGGAAAAGUGGCUUUAAUAUCUUGCCCUUCGCUAUACAGAAAAAUCAAGGAGGGCUGUGGGCCAGACCAACAAGUGACGGUUUUUGAGUUUGACAAAAGGUUUUCGAUAUAUGGAGCAGAUUUUCACUAUUAUGACUACAACAGUCCACUAGAAUUGGGGGAUAUAAGACCGAAAUACUACGAUUUAGUCAUAGCCGAUCCUCCAUUUUUAUCUGAAGAAUGCUUGAAGAAAACCACUUUAACGAUGCGGUUUUUGACAAUGGAAAAGAUUAUUUUGUGUACAGGUGCAAAAAUGGAAGAAUUGGCGGAAAAAAUGAAUUUGCAGAAAACGCGUUUCGCCCCCAAACACAAAAAGAAUCUGGCAAAUGAGUUUUGUUGUUUUGCGAAUUUCGACAUCAAUAUUUGACCAAUAAAAUACAUUAAUUGAC
Brassicogethes aeneus is the source of this 661-nucleotide messenger RNA. The record is from the annotation of a GenBank genome assembly. NCBI's taxonomy places the organism in Eukaryota, Metazoa, Arthropoda, Insecta, Coleoptera, Nitidulidae.